AUGCCGUGGACUCCUGAUCAAAGGCAAAGACUAGCGGUAGAGAAGGACAUACUUGAAAAAUAUUUCCCUGGGAAAGUCAAAUGGGUCGAUCCGACUGGCAACACUAAAUUGGAUGUGACUAUGAUCACAAACAGCAAUCAGGCUUAUUGCCUACGUCUGUAUGUUCCAGCUGAUUUUCCAAACAGCCUACCUGUCAUGGUUGUGAAAAGCUCACCAAGGCCUAUGCCUAACUGGGGCGAUUGUAGGGCUUCUCACACUUUAGGACGUAAUGAUGAGGGUUUUAUAGAAAUUUGCCAUUAUCGUAGUUCUCACUGGGAUGGUAUGCAUACUUUUUACGAAGUUUUCGUGAAAGGCAGAUUGUGGUUGGAGGCUUACGAAGGUCAUAUUUCAACAGGCAACUCGAUAGAUUAG
Paramuricea clavata is the source of this 411-nucleotide messenger RNA. The record is from the annotation of a GenBank genome assembly. NCBI's taxonomy places the organism in Eukaryota, Metazoa, Cnidaria, Anthozoa, Malacalcyonacea, Plexauridae.